AUGCCAAUAUACGGACCAAUUAAAAAAAAACAUAAGACUUGGCAUGACGGUAAGCUGAAAUAUUUUGAGGUAAAUAAUCGGUUCAUUCUUUACACCGAGGAAAGCAACAUAGUCUUGGCAUCCGAAUUUGUUACAAAUUCUAAAGCGGUCAGAUCAUUUUUGGACCCUGAAGGGUUUGACAUCGAAGAACACCAAAUAUUUGCAAGGUUUCUCAUAAUCAUCUCUGAUGUUAUUUCAGACUACACGAGAGAAGUACAAACAACAAGAGUUCAACAUCCUGAUAAUACUACCAAUGUACCGACUACAUUAGGUAUGAAGAUGACUACUAAUGAUAACCGUAAUGGUAAAUUAUUGAAAACGAACCCGACUGUUGUUAAGCGCCAGCUGAUAACACCAAUUUCAAAUUCAAAAAUCAACGGUUUUUCUCAGAAUCGUAUGAAGUCAAAUGAAUCGCCCUCUCCAACGUUGGCUUUGAAAGUAAAUAGACCAUUUAAAGCUCCAAGAAUGAUUACUAGGGAGAUCUCAUCUCAACAGUUAUUUAAUAGGCCAAGUAAAAGGGAUUUGUCCACAAAUAUUAUUGAUGUACGUCAUGGACCAGAAACAGGUACACAAGUAAGUCCUACCGAACCAAUAAAAAAUAAUUCUAUCCGACAAACUGUCAGACAAGAAAAACCGCAUGUUUUGACACAGAUGCCUACUAAGAAAACCACUAUGGUCCGCCGUUUCCAACUUGAACGAGUGAACUCUAUUGGAAACAAAAGAAGGACUAAAAUUGUGCAUACUGGAAUCAGCAUAUGA
Molecule: messenger RNA, 798 nt
Organism: Naumovozyma dairenensis CBS 421
Lineage: Eukaryota; Fungi; Ascomycota; Saccharomycetes; Saccharomycetales; Saccharomycetaceae
Gene: MTE1
Product: Mte1p
Exons: 1
Coding region: 1-798 (265 amino acids)
Source: RefSeq, a predicted model, not a curated record